Neolamprologus brichardi is the source of this 2357-nucleotide messenger RNA. RefSeq names its product E3 ubiquitin-protein ligase TRIM39-like. Lineage: Eukaryota; Metazoa; Chordata; Actinopteri; Cichliformes; Cichlidae. Gene Ontology annotation, molecular function: protein binding; zinc ion binding. The record is from RefSeq and is a predicted model, not a curated record.
CCCGAGCUGUGUGAUUCACAGCAAAGUACGUGAGGUGAAGGAGUGCACCGCUCGAAGUCAAAGGAAAACAUGAGCUUUAAUUCUCUCUCUGAGGACCAGUUCACUUGCUCCAUCUGUCUGGAGAUAUUUGUGGAGCCCGUCUCCACACCAUGCGGCCACAGCUUUUGCAAGGCCUGUCUACAGGGCUAUUGGAACCACAGCAAGAAGUUCCUGUGCCCAAUGUGCAAAAAGAGCUACUCUAGAAAGCCUGAGAUGAGCGUCAACAGGGUCCUGGCUGAAAUAUCCUCCCAGUUUCAGGGGCUGACGAUGGCUAAAAGCACCGCCUCUCAUGGAUCCAAAUGGAAUUUGAGCUCAGAUACGGGCCAGAGCAGCUCGCCAGUGAAGGAUACCGGAGAGUUUGCCCAGCCUGGGGAUGUUUCUUGUGAUGCUUGUAUUGGAAGGAAGUUAAAGGCGCUGAAAUCUUGUGUGAACUGCCCUGGGUCUUUCUGCGAGUCCCACCUCAGGCAUCAUAAGAAGGUCAGGGCAAUGAUGUCUCAUCGUCUGAUUGAACCAACUUUCCACCUGGAAGACAAAAUUUGUAAGAAACACGAACGUCUCCUGGAUGUGUACUGCCGGACCGACCACAUGUGCAUCUGCUCUGUCUGUGCCGAUGCCACACACAAAUCCCAUGAGAUUGUCUCCAUUGACCAUGAAUUUAAGAAGAAGAUGGGUAACAUGGGAAAGAAGAGAUCAGAGCUGAAACAUUUGAUCAAGGAGAGAGCCAAGAAACUUGACGAGAUCAAACAGUCCAUCAAAGUCAUAAAGGCCAGUGCUCAGAAGGAGUUGGAGGAAAGCUGGCAGGUGUACGCAGAGCUGCAGCGUCUGGUGGAGCAGAGUCAGGCGGAGCUGGUUGAGCUGAUAGCCACGAGGCAACGUGAGGCGGAGCGUCACGCCCAGGAAAUGGCCAGGGGUUUGGAGAAUGAACUCAGCCAACUGAGGAGGAGGAGCAAUGAGCUAGAAGCCCAUGCACAGAUGCACGACAAAGUGCUUUUCCUUCAGAACCUGACAUCACUGUCACCCCUACCCGAGCCCACUGAUUGGUCAGCGGUCAGCAUCAAUACUGACCUGUAUCUGGGAACCAUCCGGUCUUCGGUCAGCAGCCUCAUUGAUAAGUUCCAGGAUGAGCUUAAAAGAAUAUAUGGGAAAGAGCUUCGGAAGGUGCAGAACUACGCAUCUGAGGUGAUUCUGGACCCUGCCACGGCCCAGAGGAACCUGACUGUGACUGAUGAUGGUCAGCAGGUGAGGUAUGAAGAGCGCAAGUCCACUCACUCUGAGGGUCCAAAGCGCUUCAGCCCGGCCCUCUUUGUCUUGGGCCGGGAGGGGAUCAGCACGGGGCGACACUACUGGGAGGUGGAUGUAUCGCGAAAGACGGCCUGGACGCUCGGCGUGGCCCGCGCUUCUGCCCGACGCAAGGGUGAGAUCAAGCUGAGUCCCGAGGGUGGGUACUGGUGCCUGUGGCUGAAGAACGGGGAGGUGAAAGUGCUGGCGUCGCCCCGCUUGCCUCUAGUGCUGCCUUCCCAACCCAGUAAAGUAGGAAUCUUUCUGGAUUACGAAGGAGGCCAGAUUUCUUUCUAUGAUGUGAAGGCUCGUCUGCAUAUCUACAGUUUUAUCGAUAGCUUCAGUGAGAACCUGUACCCCAUCUUCAGCCCCUGUCUCACCCAGGAGGGGAAGAAUAAUGCCCCACUCACCAUAACCCAUGUUAAACACAGCUGAGGGUAUAGUCAGUCGGUAUUAGGUUAUGCAUUCUGUUUAUAUAUAAAACAUUUUUUAUACACACCACCAUCACUUUCUCAGCAUAUUACUGGCUAUUUUCUGAGGUAAAUUCUUUAUUGACUGAUACAUGUAUUAUAAUGGUACAUUUACAAUUUAUUUAAAUGUAGCCAGUUUUUUCUUUGCACUAUCAUCUGUUAACUCAAACUUGGAUUACAGUAAAGAAGAAAUAUGUAGUGGUGUGAAAACAUGUGAAGGACAAUAAAUCAUUAUUUUUUUUGCUUCUUACUUGAUGAUAGAUGAGUUUGAGUAAAGCUGGCACUUUCCCUACUCUGUAAGUCUUUGUGUAACUGCAACUCUAAGGCUCGGAGAGCCAAGUAAUGAAGUUAACAGAUGCAAACUUCGUUUCUAGUGAUUUAGACUUUGCCUGGGGAAUCAAAUCAAGGUUUCUUGUACUUGUACCUACCUAUUGUAAUUAAGACUGUAUCCUGUGGACAUUAUUGUAAAAACUAAUAUAGACACACAGUAAGUGGGUAUAGCAUGGGGAGACCAGUGCAAUCAUUUUACAGCUUUAGUUACUGUAACUAUUUUGCACAUCAAAAGUAAUA